AUGAGAAAAUCAAUUCUUUCAAUUUUGAUUUUAGGCUGCUUGUUUUCAACUUCAGCAAACUGCUUCAAAUUCGGAGAAAUGUCUCCCUUUAUUGUAUUUGAAGUCAACUCAAAUCCUAACUCUACUUGGAAAGCUGCUCGUUAUCCUCACUUCGAAAAAAUGACUCGUGAAUAACUCCUUGGUCAUCUUGGUUCACUUGAUGAACCUGAUUGGGUUAAACUCCCUACUAAAGAAUUUGAUCCUAACGCAAAUGCAGAUCCUAUCCCUGAAUUCUUCGAUGCUCGUGAAUAAUGGCCUAACUGUUAAAGCAUUAAGCUUAUUAGAGAUUAAUCUACUUGCGGUUCAUGCUGGGCUUUUGCUGCAACUGAAACUUUCUCUGAUAGAAUUUGUAUUGCAAGUAAUUAAACUUUAUAAACUUCAAUUUCCUCUGAAGAUUUAUUGGAAUGCUGUGCUGAUUAUUGUGGUAUGGGUUGUAAAGGUGGUUAUCCUAGCGCUGCUUGGGGCUACAUGAAAAGAUAAGGUGUCUCAACUGGUGGUCUUUAUGGAGAUGAUACUUCCUGCAAACCCUACAUUUUCCCUCCUUGUGAUCACCAUGUCACUGGGUAAUACCAACCUUGCGGUCCUAUCUAACCUACUCCUUAAUGUGUUAAAGAAUGCAACUCUGAAUAUACCUAAAAUACUUAUGAAAAGGAUCUUCACUUUGCUUCUUAAACUUAUUCCAUUAAACAAAACGUUUAAGCCAUUCAAAGAGAAAUAAUGGCCCAUGGUCCUGUCUAAGCUUCCUUCAAGGUUGCUGCUGAUUUCCUUACUUAUAAGAGUGGUGUAUACAUUAGAAAUCCCAAGUUGAAAUAUGAAGGCGGUCACUCAGUUAAGAUUAUUGGUUGGGGUAAGGAAGGCAAUACUCCAUACUGGCUUAUUGCUAACUCCUGGAAUGAAGAUUGGGGUGAGAAGGGAUUAUUCAGAAUGUUAAGAGGAAGAAAUGAAUGUGGUAUCGAAGCUCAAAUUGUUGCUGGUCUUCCUUGA
Molecule: messenger RNA, 1023 nt
Organism: Tetrahymena thermophila SB210
Lineage: Eukaryota; Ciliophora; Oligohymenophorea; Hymenostomatida; Tetrahymenidae
Product: papain family cysteine protease
Exons: 2
Biological process (GO): regulation of catalytic activity
Cellular component (GO): lysosome
Molecular function (GO): cysteine-type endopeptidase activity
Source: RefSeq, a predicted model, not a curated record